Molecule: messenger RNA, 1745 nt
Organism: Pyrgilauda ruficollis (rufous-necked snowfinch)
Lineage: Eukaryota; Metazoa; Chordata; Aves; Passeriformes; Passeridae
Gene: GASK1B
Product: golgi associated kinase 1B
Exons: 4
Coding region: 13-1659 (548 amino acids)
Cellular component (GO): Golgi apparatus
Source: RefSeq, a predicted model, not a curated record
ACAGAAGACUUUAUGCUGUUUUCAUCAUGUGGAUUCACUAGAGAAAUGACCCCUUUUGAUCAGCCAAGUAAAAUCAAAAACUUGUUUAUUUGCUGCCUGUGGCCCUCACGGCUGCUGAGGCUCUGGACUUGCAGGCGCCCGAGGACAAGGAGGAAUCUGCUAGUGGGCACUGCCUGUGUGAUCUACCUGGGAUUCCUUGUCAGCCAAGUGGGUCAUGUUUUACCGCAGCACAAAGGAGGACAUGGAAAGAUCAGUUCCAGGAGUCUCCAAGAUGCAGCUCAAACUCCUUUUCUGGGCAUCCCACUGGAUGGCACCCUGUCACCACCCAAUUUCCAGGAACCCCAGCUUGGUAGCAAUGGGACCUUGCUGCCACCCAAUGUAGUUUAUAUCACCCUGCGGUCCAAGCGCAGCAAGCCUGCCAACAUCAGAGGCACAGUGAAGCCAAAGCGCAGGAAGAAAAAUGCAAUCCCUUUGUCCUAUGGGCAGCACUUUCCAAAAGCCACUUUUAUGGGCUGGGAAGAGGCCUUUGCCCAACAGCCAGGACGGGCCACACGUGCCGCAGGCACAAAGGGAGCAGCAAUCUCUCUGGAGGCAAGAAAGUACCAACUGGAUGAACACGGGCAUAAAGGAAUGGCUAUCAGGGACAGAGGUCACCAGGGACCUGGGAGGAUUUCUGGAGCUGUAAAGGCACAGCUCCAGCCUGAGGAAAGCAAUAUCAGGAUUUAUAGCGAGAGCCCUCCCUCAUGGAUGAGCAAAGAUGACAUCCUAAACAUGCGCAUGCUGGCAGACUCUCCCAUAGGGAGCAUUCAAGAAGUUCCUUCACACAAAGCAGUCCUGGCAGUAUUUGCAAGAGGUCCCAGCACUACGGGAACUGCUUGUAAUCAGGGACACUGUGGAAUUGUCAAAAGACCUCUUGACAUGAGUGAGGUGUUUGCCUUUCAUUUGGACAGGAUCUUGGGGCUAAACAGGAGCUUACCUUCUGUAAGCAGGAGAUCAGAGUUCUUCCAAGGUGGUCAGGCCUGUCCUGUUAUUCUCUGGGAUUCCUCACUGAGUCCAACAGAUAAUAGUACCCAUUCUUCAGUGAGGUUAACAUGGGGACAAUAUCAGCAGCUAUUGAAGAAGAAAUGCUGGCAGAAUGGUAAAGUUCCCAAAGCUGAGUGGGGCUGUACUGAAAUUCAUCAUCAUGAAUGGUCCAAGAUGGCACUCUUUGAUUUUCUGUUGCAGAUCUAUAAUCGACUAGACAGAAAUUGUUGUGGAUUCAAACCUCUCAAGGAGGAUUCCUGCAUGCAACAAGGACUGAAGCUGAAAUGCAAUGAUCAGGAUGCUGUUGACCUGACACACAUUGUUCAGAGAAGGCAUGACCAAAGGCACUUGGUCUUUAUAGACAAUAAGGGUUUCUUUGACAGAAAUGAGGACAAUCUUGACUUCAAAAUACUACAAGGAAUCAAUGAAUUCCCCGCAUCUGCAGUUUCAGUGCUGAGGAGCCAGCGUUUACGUGAGAAGUUGCUCCAGUCUUUGUUCCUUGACAAAAUAUACUGGGAGAGCCAAGGAGGCAGAAAAGGAAUUGAAAAGCUUAUUGAUGUAAUAGAAAGGAGGUCCAAAAUUCUUCUUACUUAUAUAAAUGCACAUGGAGCCAAAGUAUUGCCCAUGAAUGAAUGAAAUAGUCUUGUUUCCAUCUGAAAGAAAGUCUUUAAAAAUGUUUUAUGGGGCAGAAACUGACAAUAAAAUUGAUUUAAUUCAUAGUA